Puccinia triticina is the source of this 594-nucleotide messenger RNA. RefSeq lists its product as uncharacterized. NCBI's taxonomy places the organism in Eukaryota, Fungi, Basidiomycota, Pucciniomycetes, Pucciniales, Pucciniaceae. Gene Ontology annotation, biological process: phosphorelay signal transduction system; phosphorylation. Gene Ontology annotation, molecular function: protein histidine kinase binding; histidine phosphotransfer kinase activity. Bases 1 to 594 code for a protein of 197 amino acids. The transcript has 4 exons. The record is from RefSeq and is a predicted model, not a curated record. Gene Ontology annotation, cellular component: cytoplasm; nucleus.
AUGGCAUAUGUUAACCAUUCUCGCCCAUAUGUGAUGUCCGACUCGUCUUCAUCAAACCGCUCUCAACCACUUAACUCUGCCCGUACUCCGGGAGAGGGGUACCCUUUCCCAAGGACACCACGCCCUCAAGGGAAUCCACUUAUCUCAGGAUCAAAAAAUGCAGCCGAGAUCCCUCCUUCACCAACGACGCCCCGUCAAAGUGCAAUACCCUCGGCUUCGCCUAGCUCUCCAAUUAUCGAUACGGAAGUUUUCAAACAGCUUUUGGCCAUGGAGGAUGAAAACUCUUCAUUCAGCUUCACUCACGGGCUAAUCGAUCUCUAUUACGAAGAUGGAAGUAGAACUUUGGAACAGAUGAGAAGUGCCUUACAACCUUCGGACUACCACACAUUGGCUAGACUGGCACAUUUCUUGCGCGGAUCGGCAGCCUCACUGGGCAUUAUUCAAGUCGCACGAAUUUGUGAAUUGAUUGAGAUGCGGGUUAUCUCCCAGCAACAGUCACUCAACAAUGAAUGGUUUGAGUCCCAAAUCGGAGCCAUUGAGCAAGCCCACGUGAUUUCACAGCAGUGGUUUCGUGACUUUUACAAUAAACAUUGA